Molecule: messenger RNA, 5059 nt
Organism: Pomacea canaliculata
Lineage: Eukaryota; Metazoa; Mollusca; Gastropoda; Architaenioglossa; Ampullariidae
Product: dihydrogeodin oxidase-like
Biological process (GO): iron ion transport
Cellular component (GO): plasma membrane
Molecular function (GO): copper ion binding; oxidoreductase activity
Source: RefSeq, a predicted model, not a curated record
GGAUAGGGAGGGAGGCCUCGCGUCGUUUCUCCUCGCACGUCGGGGGUAACUUUUGCAGUCUUGUGAACCUCGCACGCGUGUCUGCACGGUUAAUUGUUGGGUGAAGCAAGAGUCAGGCAUGUAGUGAGGGAAGGUGAGUGACCCAUCGGUUGUGAGGUAGGUAGUGUGGGGAGGGGAAGCGAUAAUGCAAGAUCGUGGAAGCGUGUGUACGGCUUUGUACUCUCUCUGUACUUAAAGUAAAAAAGUCUGGAGCUGAUGUCUGGGUGAGGCCGCCAUGAAGUUCAGGACGAGACUCACGGUUUGCUGCAUGCUGAUAUUGUGCCCACUAGCUGCAUGCUUUUUACCAGACUACAGCGACCACGAGUGUAUACGGCAGUGUAGCGAUGACACCCCACCCCGGGUGUGUCAAUACCAAUGGGUCCUGGAAGAUUACCUGACCUUGUCCCGAGCCUGCUACAGUUGCCCUGACAACGAGACUGACUGCUGGCGUCACCAUUGCGUGUCUGCUGAUGGAUUUCAGCGGAGCAUCAAGACGGCCAACAGGGUCUUACCUGGACCGACCAUACAGGUGUGUGAGGGAGACACAGUGGAAGUCGUGGUGGACAACCAGAUGGCGCUGGCGGAAGGAGUGACCAUUCACUGGCACGGCCAGCUGCAGAAGCAUUCUCCUCAUAUGGACGGUGUAGCCAUGAUCACUCAGUGUCCUAUCCCAGCUUUCUCCAGCUUCACUUACAGAUUCCUGGCGGAGUACCCAGGCACGCACUUCUGGCACUCCCACGCUGGCGUGUACCGAGGCGACGGACUCUUCGGCAGCAUGGUGGUUCGCCAACGCCGUCACGUGACCCUCAUCAGGCGCUGUACGACUACGACUUACCUGAACACGUCAUCGUCCUCAACGACUGGUCCCAUCAGUCCGUGGUGGACAUCUUCACUGGCUUCUACCACAGCGACGCCACAGACCCCUGAUGCCAUCCUCAUCAACGGCCGUGGAAAGUAUAAACCGAAAGAAGACGAAAAAGACCAGCCACAGACACCCUUUGCCGAGUUCCAGGUGGAGGCGGGUAGGCGCUAUAGGUUCCGGGUGGUCAACGCCGGCAGCUUGAAGUGCCCCAUCGUUCUGUCCAUCGACGGCCACCAGCUGCUUCUCAUCGCCUCAGACGGAAAGCCAUUUCUUUCGUUUCUUGUCGACUCUUUCGUGUCCUUCAGCGGCGAACGCUACGACUUCGUGCUUGAGGUCAAGACCAACAGUUCAUCCAUCCUGUGGAUGCGGGCGAAAGGGUUGCUGGAGUGCCAGGCUAGGAACAUCGAGCAACUCGCCGUCGUGCGUGUGCGGGGGGGCAAGGGAGGGGAGGUAGGAAACUUGUUGCAGCAGCAGCUCCCUUUUCCACCCGUUGAUUACAUUAAAAUCGUCAACAACAUCUCCAACGUCUUGCCUCCUUCUCCUUUCCUCUCCCAGCCAAACGACAUUGAUCAGAGUCGGUUUUGUGACGUCAAAAGUAAAGGUCCAAGGUGCCCGGAUGAUUUCUGCGAGUGCUUCCAUCGCAUGGUGGUUCAGGAGGGCGAGGUAGUGGAACUGGUCGUCUCCAAUGCCAACAAUGACCUCCUGUUCACGCACCCCAUUCACAUGCACGGGUACAGCUUCAGGCUCGCCGAAGAAAUGACGGAAGACUUGUUCCGUGACCUCGACAACCAAGGACUUGUCAGAAGGAGGCUUCAUGGCGCUCCCCUGAAGGACACGGUACCCGUUCCUGACGGAGGUUAUCUCGUAAGGCUGGAGGCCAACAAUCCAGGUGUGUGGUUUUUGCACUGCCAUGUGGCUUUUCAUGCCGAAAUUGGAAUGGCAUUGACCUUUCAUGUCAACGAUGUGGACGGUCGGCUUCCUGCGGUGCCCUCUGAUUUUCCUCGCUGCGGGAUCUGGCCAAGCGGUCCAUCAGCAGCAUCUGAACGCUGGUCCUGCAGACACAGCCUCCUCGACCCCCAUCUGGGUUGUCCCUGUCGUCGUGGCGCUGUGUGUAGUCAUUGUUUUGUUACUAGCGCAGAUCGCACGCCAGAAGCAUCAGCAGGCAAGAAAAGGGAAGUAUGUCACCCACUUCCGGUUCGACGGCGCAUGCGCUGGCUCUGAGGCACACGUUUCCUCAGACGAUGAAAGAAAGGGCUUACUAUAAUGUCUUGUUUCGUGGAUCGACACAAUUGUAAAAAAAAAAAAAAAAAAAGAUUGUAAACUGAAUACCUGUAGUUCGCUUCCCGAAGAAGGUAAAGCAUCCUCACACUUUGUCAAGACUAACACCAAGUGUUCGUUUCGUUCUCAUACAAUUAUUUUACUUAUUAAAUAAGUAUGUAAAACUUUUAUCAUAUGCAAAAGUCAAAACGUAGAAAUGUUUAAGUCCCAUUUAGCCACAUUUUAACCCUCACUUUAAGAAGGAUGAUUAGUAUUAUUUAAACAAUAUAAGACCAUAAUAAUCUAUGUCACCUGGGUUCUCACUGUCUACAAAUGGAAGUUGUCACUUAAUUCCUUCUUGGAAUUUUUCAGUUUGGGCUUAAUUUUGUUGCUGUUCUUUCGAUGAACAAGAACCUAAGAAAUACCCGUUUCAUCAUCCUACGUGUUGUAGCAUGUCAAGAAUGAAGGCGAGUUGUUCCACUUCAGUGCUUUCUCGUCACGUGGUCUGUGGCUCCUAGCUGUGUAACAUGCAGCUCUACAAAAUGUGUCAUCUAGACCAGACCACUGUGAUUCAUUCGUUGACAGUGAUUCAAAAUGUGCAGGGACAUGAGUGGCUGUUCACUUUGUGUAGCUAGUAUUUUUUUAGGGAUGGUCACUGAACCAAUAUUUUUGAUUCAAUUCUGUAGCAAUACCAGAAGCAGUUCCGUUAGGUCGUGCUAAAGAUUGUGUGCUUUUCUGUCGUCGACGUCCACUUAUAAGUUUUCAGUCAAAUUCUGUGCCAGUAUGCAUGACUCGUUCUUAAGUACAGUUCUUUGCUAGAGGCUCAGUUAUGACGUGGACGAUGCUGCUCAUCGUCAGAGACAAGAGCUUGGCGUUCGAUUCUCUCUUGGGAAUUGUCCUUAUCCACCUUGCGGCCGUGUCCUAGACUCAGAGAACCACUUAUUCACUGCUUCCGGGGUCAGCAACAUGAAUCUUGUACCUGUAACUUGCAUUUCUUUGCACUGUAUUGUAAGAUGCCUAUGUCACAAAGAAAUUGUCUUCCUUUGUUAAAGGUGCAGCUUUUUUUCUCUAAAAAAAUGCAUGUGGUAAAGCACAAAAAACAGACGUCAGGAUUGUGCAUAGAUACUUUCAAGUUGUGAAGGCCUGAGUCAAUGAGAGAGCUGGGAUAAUAUGUUAAUUGGGCGUUUGUGCUCAAACAAUGUCACGAGUGCGUGGUGAUGUGUAUCUCAUUAAACAGAAGGAAGUUUGAACUCAAUAUUUUCCGAAUAGUAUUGUGUAAUGUUUAUGUAGUGUUAAAAAAUAAAUUGCAUGUAAGAUAAAUUAAAUGUAAGGCCAUAUCGGUCAAGUGUCCGUCACCCCCUUUGGAAAGAAAUUCGCUCAGGCAGGUAUUUUCACUUUUUUCUUCCUCUCUCAUGUUACUCCAGUCACACUUGCAUACACGAUACGAACAGGUGUUCAUACAUUCAGAGAUCCUGUUAUAAAAAAGAAUUGAUGAAUACUGCCAAGUUGUUCUAUAAGAACGCUUAUUCAGAUACAAUCCUCCGAGACCUGUUGGACCGGUUAAGAUAGUAAAAAAAAAGGCCAAACGAUCGUUCAACUACAGUGAAAAUCUUAAUGUCAUGCGUUCGCAUCCCACCUGCAGACUUGCGAAUUUUUUUUUUUUUUUUUUUUUACACCUGUUCAUACUGUUAGCCUCUGUUUAUUUUGUACAUGUAUUCUGGUUUCAUUCCCAACUUCAUCACUCAACCCAAUUCGAAGUGACGACCAAGUAGAAGCACUUUGAUGUCGAAUAAAACCAACAAACCAGGACUGGUGCAUGAGAAUGUUAUACUAGGAAAGAUGUGGUCAGUCUUGUCAGAGGAUCUGAGAUUUCAAAAUAAUGAGGUACGAAUAUUUUUUUUAUUUCCUUCUAUUCCCUUAUGUCUCCUGCAUUAUUUCACAUGAAGUCUGUUUGAGUUGUUUACAAGGGGAAGCCAAAAGCAGGCUGACCUAGACUGGCGUGUCCUUUGUUCAUUGUGUUGUCCUAAAAGUGUGGUGUCGGGCAUGUUUUAUUUGUCUGCUCCCAGUGUUUCACCUGAGAGCUCAUCACAUUCUGCUCAACUUGCGUCUAUCACCAGGGAAACGUCACAGGUUGUUACGCUCACCUGAGAGCGCGUUACAUGCUUUUACCUGCGAGUACUCACCUCUCGUUGCCCUUCUGUGUUCGGCCUGAAAACAGAACAUUCCAGACAUGUGUUUCUCUGAACGCACGUCACAUGUUCCACUUUGGAGUCUGGAGAAAGUGUUCAUCGUCUCCGGUCGUCAGGAUCCACAUUACCACUAUCAUCGUUAAGCAUCAUUACCUUUGUAUGACAGCUGCAAGGGUACAGAGUAGAUUUCCUGACAAGUUUCCCUUAUUUUUAUUCCAAAACGAAAUCAAGUAAUACGCUCAACUCAACCCUUUAAAAAAUAAAAAAAAGCAUCCAGCAUCCUUCCACAAGAUACAAAUCUUUUUUCACGGAGAGGCAAAGUCGGCGGAAGCAGACGACCGGAUUCCGCCUUUCUCAUUCAAUGCCCUAUACACAGUGAACCACUCUCCUUACAAGCCACUAGGCUACAGAUCCUGUCAGUUUGUAUGAGCUUUCAAUCGUUACCGUCAAUUUUUUAUUUUUUUUCCAACCAGUCUAUGCUUUUUCGAAGAAUGGGUAAGUGAUCGACGGAAUCUUAAAAUUAAAACCAAAAAUUCUCUGUAAUUUUUUUUUAAGUUGAAAGAAAGAAAUUUAGCAGAAUUUAGAAGCAUGUUAUGCAAAGUAUUCAAUAUAAACCAUUGUAUUUUUGUAUCUGUUUAUUCAGGCCUUAUAAGCAUCAUCAGUGUAGACAGCUUCAAAAAAUGAUGAAUAUAAAAUAUUUUGACAAAUGUCA